AUGGAUAUUGAAAAUAAUUCUAGUAGUGAAGGAACUGAGAAUUCUACUCCUAAUUCCAACAAUCCCACCCCUAAUUCCAUUAACCCUCCCACAAGUCAUAAUGACUCCAUAUCUGGAACCCCAUCAUUUCAUGGGAAAAAAGAUCCUACAUGGGCAUAUGUUGUCUUAAGAAAAGAGGGCAACAAAAAUGUGUAUACAUGUCUUUAUUGUGUAUUGAGCUAUAAAGGAGGUGGAAUAAAUAGAUUGAAGCAUCAUCUUGCUGGUGUAACUGGAAAUGUCAUUUCUUGCAGCAAAGUUCCUUUUGAUAUUCGUCAUCAGAUGCAAGAAUCAUUGAAAAGUAGGAAAAAGAGAAAGUUUUCUAAUGUACAAGCAGACAUGGAGGAACAUGUGUCUAAUGCUAAUGAACCCAAUGCACCUACUCCAUCUAAGUCAAUCCCUAAGAGUAGUGCUAGUAAAAGAAACCUCAUACUAUUCCAGUUGAAAAUUAUUUUGCUCUUAGGACAACUUCAGGCCAGGGUUAAGGGUCCUAAUGCUUAUGAAUUUAGAGUUAACUUGUUGAAUGAUUGGAAAAAGGAAUGUCAACUACUUAUUGAAAGUCAUCGAUCUAAAUGGAAAACUUAUGGAUGCACACUCAUGGCUGAUGUAUUUGUGAAAUCUGUUGAUGCUUCUGAUUUAGUGAAAGAUGUCAAGACUUUAUUCUCAUUGUUUUUUGAAGUGAUUGAGUGGGUUGGUCCCAAAAAUAUUGUGCAUGUGGUGACUGAUAAUGCUGCUAAUUAUAUAGCAUAUGGCAAGUUGAUUAAAGAUAAAUAUGAAAGCAUUUAUUGGUCACCUCGUGCUGCUCAUUGCUUGAAUCUCAUUUUGAAAGACAUUGCAAACAUGUCUCAUGUGUCACAACUUGCAACAAAGGCAUCAAAGAUCACUGUAUUUAUUUAUAAUCAUAUGGUCUUCUUGUCAUGGCUUAGAAAAAGAAAGGGUUGGAAAGAAAUUGUGCGUCCUGGUGUGACAAGGACCGAAGCCAGAAUCAUCGUUAGUGCCAUCAUAUUAGAUAAUCAGUUUUGGAAUGAAUGUCUUGAAGUUGUGAAGAUUGUGUCUCCUCUCAUAAAGUUGUUGAGAAUCGUUGAUUUAGAUGAGAAGCCUUCUUUGCCUUAUGUUUAUGAAGGCAUGCAAAGGGCAAAAAAAGCAAUUAAGGCAGUCUUCAACAAUAAGAAGGAUCAAUAUAAGCCUUACAUAGAUAUUAUUCAAGCCCGAUGGGAUAAGCACUUGAAGACCAAUCUUCAUGUAGCAGCAUAUUUGUUAAACCCUGCCUUCUUGUAUGAUGAUGACUUUGUUCACAAGAGAAGGUUAAUGGAUGCUAUGCUUUCAGUGUUUGAGUCAACUAAAAAUGAAGAUAUUGAUUAUAUUGUGAUGAUGAAGCAAUUGAGCUUGUAUCGUGACCAUAAAGAAUCAUUUGAUAAAGCUUCAUGUCAUAGAGCAGUACAGAAACUAGAGCCUUAUGAAUGGUGGUCGUUUUAUGGAAGUUCUGUUCCAGAGUUGCAAAAUCUUACAAUGCAUAUUCUUAGCCAAACUUCUUCUUCCUUUGAUUACUUUUGGAUUGCUGAAGAGGAACAAGAACCAGCUCCAAAAUUUGAUGCUGAUGAUGUCACUAAUAUGAAAAGUGCUAUGUAUAAUGAAAAUGUUGUAGCUUCAUCAGCUUUUGAGAGAAAUAAUGAAGGUGAAGAAGAUAUCAAUAUUCCAGAGCAUCCACAUUUGAUUGAUGAUGUUGGAAGUGACCAUCGCUGGUGGGUGAUCAAUGCUGGUCAGAAUUCUGAAAUUAAAGGGGCACGUACCAUGUUCAUCCUCAAAUACCACGAUAACUACACACAAACAAACAAGGACAAUACCGUCAAUUAA
This is a messenger RNA of Prosopis cineraria, 1890 nucleotides long. RefSeq lists its product as uncharacterized. Bases 1 to 1890 code for a protein of 629 amino acids. The record is from RefSeq and is a predicted model, not a curated record. Lineage: Eukaryota; Viridiplantae; Streptophyta; Magnoliopsida; Fabales; Fabaceae. The transcript is spliced from 8 exons.